UGCGCAUCAGUGAAAAGUGAACCUCCAUUUCCUAGAAUAAGUCGAAAUCGGAAUCAGAUACCGAGAAAAACUGAAAAUUCUUCCCCGCCCAUCGAAGAUCGUGAGCGAGAGUGCCAGUGACAGCCCGAAAAUGAAGGGUAACAAAAAUUAGAAACGUAGUCAGUAAUGGAAGAAGAACGAAACGACGUCCACGGAUAUGCCAAACUCGGAAAAGCGAAGAGGGAGACGGACCAUCACACUAGGGGUGCUUUUACCAAUUUGUCGCCCCCUUUGGACGCAUACAAUGCCGUUUAUUUAGCCUUCGUUCUUGGCGGAGCUGGUUUUCUGCUACCCUAUAACAGUUUCAUCAUGGCCAUGGAUUACUUCAAAGUGCGAUAUCCUGGAACUCCAGUAGUAUUCGACAUGUCCUUGGUAUACAUAGCAGUGGCCUUGUUGACUGUUCUUGGAAACAAUCUGCUUGUGGAAACUUUCUCGCUGAAUUCCAGAAUAAAUUUCGGUUACAUUAUGUCCUUCAUCACUCUGAUCUUCGUAGUAGUCUGCGAAGUAUGGUGGGAAGCUUUUGGAUCAGCCACUUCUUAUACUGUUAAUUUAGCGGCAGUGGCCGUUGUAUCAAUUGGUUGUACUGUUCAGCAAUCGAGUUUUUAUGGAUACACCAGCAUGUUACCACCGAAAUACACCCAAGCUGUAAUGGUGGGGGAAAGUACUUCCGGAGUAUUUACAUCAACCGUCCGAGUUCUGACAAGGUUCUUGGUGAAAGAACUUCGAGGUAGUACCAUCUAUUUCUUCACGGUGUCGGUAUCUUCAGUUGCCACUUGCUUCGCCAUGUACCAUCUCAUAAGACGAACGGACUUUAUUCAGUUUUAUAUAGCUUUAUGUGAGAGGGCCAAGACUAGAAUCACUUUGGAACCGACAGAAGAUGCUGGCUUGAUUGAAACCACAGAUACCCAGUACGGAGUACUAAAGAUCCAAACCAGUCCACCACCCACUGGAAAUUCCCUCAGUUUCGCUAAUCCAGCAUACGAACCUUCUGCUGCUGUUCCCACUUACAAAGUAGAAGACAUUGUGAUCAGAGGUCGUCCAAGUGUCAGUACCAGUGGAGUAGGGUUGUCAUCUCUGAAGAGAGGACUACAAGCUAGAUGGGAAGUCACAAAAGCGAUUUAUCCCUACAUGAUAUCAAUCUGCUUGGUAUAUUUCGCAACCCUUUGUCUUUAUCCCGGUGUGGCUUCUGAGGUCAUCAGUUGCCAUCUGGGAUCAUGGAUGCCGAUACUGAUGAUGGCUUUCUUCAAUAUUGCAGAUUUGAUAGGUAACAUGAUGACCCUGCUAUAUAUGUUCGGCUUGGCAGCUGGAUCAUUAGUAGCAUACUCGCUGGAGAAUAUCUUGAACCCAGUGGAAGAACAUCCAUGCGACUACCACUCCAAUAUUCAGGUCCAGGAAAAAACCGUUCACAAUGUAGCAAACACCACUGUAGACACCAUCAUAUCAAGCACGCCUUCCACAACCUUGGCUAAGGCCCUAUUAUCACUGACUACCUUGAAUUCAACCGAUACCGUUUAGAUUUUCUUUGUUUGAUAGAGCUGUGUUAGUUUCAGAAGAUAUAUUGAUUAAAUAUUAUGUUUUA
Messenger RNA from Leptinotarsa decemlineata (Colorado potato beetle), 1618 nucleotides. It is a transcript of the gene Ent3, whose product is annotated as Equilibrative nucleoside transporter 3. Gene Ontology annotation, biological process: nucleoside transmembrane transport. Gene Ontology annotation, cellular component: plasma membrane. Lineage: Eukaryota; Metazoa; Arthropoda; Insecta; Coleoptera; Chrysomelidae. Gene Ontology annotation, molecular function: nucleoside transmembrane transporter activity; monoamine transmembrane transporter activity. The record is from RefSeq and is a predicted model, not a curated record.